Lactuca sativa (garden lettuce) is the source of this 828-nucleotide messenger RNA. RefSeq lists its product as uncharacterized. NCBI's taxonomy places the organism in Eukaryota, Viridiplantae, Streptophyta, Magnoliopsida, Asterales, Asteraceae. The record is from RefSeq and is a predicted model, not a curated record.
AUGCGAGUUGACUCAUCCGAAAUAACCGUUAAUGGUUCGAUGUCUGCAUCGGCUUUUGCAGCAUGGUUGCUGCGCAUCGGAGACGAAGCUAUUGGUGUACCAGACAAGGACGACCCACAAGACUCGAGCUUCAUCGAAAUUCCAGAUUCUCUCCUGAUAAAACCAGGAUCUGAGUCUCUGAAAACCCUUAUACACUUUGUUUAUGGAGAUACCACACUUACAACCCCAACCGUGGCUGACCUUUUAGUGAAAGCAAUUGUGUCACUUACGAAUGAUACAGCUGAUGACAUAAAUGAACAGAUCAUAAAGAUGGUUACAUCGGACGGAAGAACGUAUAACAGUUUAGAUACAAUCCAACCAAAUGGAAAAUAUAUGUCAGAUUUCGAAGGCCUAUAUCCGAUUGAAUACCUAAACCACUUAACCUUUCCAGGAAUACCCCCGCAUGAACUGAAACUCAAAAUACAUUGUCCAAUAAUGCUCUUACGAAACAUCAACCAAAAACAAGGCUUAUGUAAUGGCACAAGUUUGAUAGUUUCCCAGUUGCUACCAAACGUAAUUAAAGCAACAAUCAUGACUGGAACUUGCAUUGGAAAACGUGUAUACAUACCACGUAUAAAGUUUAUACAUAAGUCGCUAGACAUACCCUUCACUUUCUCACGAAAACAGUUCCCAUUGAAAGUCUGCUAUGCAAUGACAAUCAAUAAGAGCCAAGGGCAAUCUUUGCGUAGAAUUGGAGUUUACUUACCACAACCUGUCUUUUCACACGGUCAACUUUAUGUCGCCCUUUCACGAGCAACGUCACCAGAUUCGAUAAAAAUACUACUAUAG